AUGCUGAGCCCUGUUCUCCAUUCUGAGCUCUCGGCCUUGGAGCCGGAGUACACAGAGGCUGAUGUCAUCUCUACGGUGGAGUUUAGCCAAUCAGGAGAGUUCCUGGCCACAGGGGACAAGGGUGGGAGAGUGGUCAUCUUUCAAAGAGAACUUCAGGGGGAAUAUAAUGUAUACAGCACAUUUCAGAGCCAUGAACCUGAGUUCGACUGCCUGAAGAGCUUAGAGAUAGAAGAGAAAAUCAAUAAGAUCCGGUGGUUACCUCAAAUCAAUUCCACUCACUUCCUCCUGACCACCAAUGACAAGACCAUUAAGCUGUGGAAGGUAAGCGAGAGAGACAAAAGACCUGAAGGUUACAACCUGAAAGACGAGGAGGGCCGGAUGAAGGACAUUUCAAGAAUCACAUCUCUUCAGGUCCCUGUGUUACGGCCGAUGGAUUUGCUGGUGGAAGCGUCUCCGAGGCGUGUGUUUGCUAAUGCUCAUGCCUAUCACAUCAACUCGAUCAGCAUUAACAGUGACUGUGAGACUUACCUGUCAGCUGAUGACCUGAGGAUCAACCUGUGGAAUCUCAAUAUCACAGAUCGCAGCUUCAACAUUGUGGACCUGAAGCCGGAAAACAUGGAGGACUUGAGCGAGGUGAUCACCGUGGCCGAGUUUCACCCUCAUCACUGCCACUUGCUGGCCUUCAGUAGUAGUGCAGGUGCUACACGCCUGUGUGAUAUGAGAUCUCGUGCAUUGUGCGACCGACCUGCUAAACUAUUUGAGGAGUCAGUGGACCCAGCCCAUCGAUCCUUCUUCUCUGAGAUCACUUCCUCUGUGUCAGAUGUAAAGUUCAGUCACAGUGGACGCUACCUUCUCACCCGAGACUACCUCACUGCUAAAGUCUGGGACCUCAACAUGGAGAACAAACCAGUGGAGAUAUAUCAGGUCCAGGAUUAUUUGCGCUCCAAACUCUGUGCCCUUUAUGAGAGCGACUGCAUCUUUGAUAAGUUUGAAUGUUCCUGGAACGGAACUGACAGUGUCAUCAUGACAGGGGCGUAUAAUAAUUUCUUCCGGAUGUUUGACCGAGCGAGUCGGCGUGACGUGACGUUGGAGGCGAGUCGGGAGGUGUGUAAGCGGCGCGCCGUGCUCCGGCCUCGCCGUGUGUGUGUGGGGAAGAAGAGGAGGGACAAUGAUAUCAGUGUGGACAGCCUGGACUUCAGGAAGAAGAUCCUGCACACAGCAUGGCAUCCAACCGACAACAUCAUCGCCAUCGCAGCCAGCAACAACCUGUUCAUCUUUCAGGACAGACACAGCCCCGGAUACCACGGGGGCCAUCAUUUAGAACAAGACAAGCCUCUGCAGUUACAGGAUACAACCCGUCAGUGA
Molecule: messenger RNA, 1365 nt
Organism: Neoarius graeffei (lesser salmon catfish)
Lineage: Eukaryota; Metazoa; Chordata; Actinopteri; Siluriformes; Ariidae
Gene: ppp2r2cb
Product: protein phosphatase 2, regulatory subunit B, gamma b
Exons: 9
Coding region: 1-1365 (454 amino acids)
Biological process (GO): peptidyl-serine dephosphorylation
Cellular component (GO): protein phosphatase type 2A complex; cytosol
Molecular function (GO): protein binding; protein phosphatase regulator activity
Source: RefSeq, a predicted model, not a curated record